AUGGCUUUUGAUGGUGUCCGUGAGAUAUACCGAUCGUGUCUAUUUCAGAUUAUCAUUGUGGGACUGGUCGCCUUCUGCGAACCCGGUAUCUGGACUGCCCUCAACAAUCUUGGAGCAGGCGGAAACGCCAGUCCACAACUUAACAAUGCCGCCAAUGCAUUGACUUAUGGACUUAUGUCAGUAGGUUGUUUUCUUGCCGGUGGCGUCACAAAUAAAAUCACCGCGAAAUGGACCUUGUUCAUUGGAGCAGCAUUUUAUACUCCCUAUGCGGCUGGGUUAUAUUGUAACAAUCGCUAUGGUAACGAAUGGUUUCUUCUUCUUGGAGCGGCUUUGUGUGGAAUUGGGGCAUCCCUUCUAUGGGCUAGUGAAGCUGCCAUUGCUGUCGGAUAUCCAGAAGAGGAGAAAAGAGGACGGUACGUUGGAAUCUGGAUGGGUAUUCGGCAAAUGGGACCCCUCGUAGGUGGUGCGAUUUCCCUUGCUCUCAACAUCAACAUCGCGCAUGUCGGCAAGGUCACCUACACAACAUACCUGGGACUCGUUGCAAUUUCGUCCCUUGGAGCUCCAUUUGCAUUACUUCUGUCACAGCCACAGAAUGUCGUCAGAGAGAAUGGCACCAAGAUUCCGUAUAUGAAAAAGACAAGUUUUGCUAUCGAGGCGCGUGCUAUCUGGAAGCAGCUGAGGAACAAGUACAUGUUACUACUUAUCCCGGUCUUUCUCGCUGGACAGUUUGGUACAACCUACCAAAGCAAUUAUUUGACAACAUAUUUUACCGUCCGCUCCAGAGCACUGGCAUCUUUCCUGACAGCCGUGGUCGGCGCCAUUGCCAACAUAUCAACAGGCAUCCUCCUUGAUCUGAAGUACUUCCCUCGAGAGAAAAGAUCCAAAGGCGUCUAUAUAUUCGUUCUUGUCUUCGUCACUGCGGCUUGGAUAUGGAAUGCCGUCACACAGACGAAGCUCUCUCGUAUGGCCGAUCCACCAACUUUCGAUUUGGGUGAUGGUCCCUUUUUCAACUCAUCUUUCACUGUCUAUAUGUUCUUCAAGUUCUUCUACGAGGUCUUGCAGACCUACAUCUAUUGGCUGAUGGCUGAAAUUAAGGGCGCUCAGCGAGACGGUGAUAUUGCAAGAACUACGGGAAUCCUACGAUCGUGGGAAUCUAUUGGCAGCACGAUCGCUUAUGCGGUUGGCGCAACUUCUUGGUCCAACUUGAACCAAAUGAUUCUUGGCUUUUCCCUGUGGGGUUUCACAAUUCCGUUUACCAUACUAGCAGUAUUUGGCGAUUGGAAUCAGGAUGCGAGCGAGGAUGAGGAUGAGGAUUCGCAAGCGGACAACAGCAGCCUCGAAGCCCAACGAGUGGUGAUCAAUUCCAAUGGAAAGGAUUGA
Messenger RNA from Penicillium verhagenii, 1380 nucleotides. RefSeq lists its product as uncharacterized. Lineage: Eukaryota; Fungi; Ascomycota; Eurotiomycetes; Eurotiales; Aspergillaceae. The coding region runs from base 1 to 1380 and encodes 459 amino acids. The record is from RefSeq and is a predicted model, not a curated record. The transcript is spliced from 4 exons.